ACUGCGCGAGUUUUCGAGAGUAUGCUAUUCUCACCAGGCGAGACAAAAGUAAUAAUAUUCUGCUUUACAAAAUUUCUGCUAAAUGAUCUCGAGUCAACUCAGUCACCUCCGCCUCACUUGUAUCCCCUCCAUUUGGAUACUAAUUACAAAAGCUAAUCUUUGUCCAAGAACGUCGAUACACUGGAAUGUCUCUUACCCUGCACGUGGUUUUUCCUUGAAACUGUCGACUUAGAGAGCUUGCGAAAGUAACGAGCACACCCCCUUCCAUCAGACUAAUCCGAAACAAAACAAAAAACUGCCGAUUUGGGAUUAAACAAACCAUCCCAUCACAUCGCCCAAAAAUAAAUAGGUCGGAAUAACAAAAUAUACGAACACUGUAACUUAUUCCUUUAUUCCUAUAUUCCACUACUAUUACUACUACCCGGUGAUUCUCAACGAACACGAUUAUAUGAAUAUAAACAACCAAUAUGGCUCAGGUUCAAACCCCUGAUAGAGAUUUCACCAGCAUUCCACUGGAUGGUGAUGCUAACCAUGCCUCGAAGAAGAAAGCACCCAAACGAGUUCUUCAUUUUAGUGAUGGUAUCUUGGAGGAAUAUUCCACAGAUGAAGAGGAACAACCAGAGGUGAAAACCCAAACGACUCUAGAUCCUCGCCGUGUAAAUGUGAGUACACUCAAUUGGCUGCCAUGGAUUUGGUACUAUAUGGUACUUGUCUCUGCCAAAACCUUUAAUGCUGCUGAUUUGUGCGGUGAAAAACUUGCUUGGUUUUUUGGUAUCACAAGCCCCAAAUACCAAUAUGCAAUUGAUGAAUAUUACAAAGAACAGGAAGAGAAAACUAAUACUGAGAAAGAAAGACUUCAUUCAGUAAAAACUAGCAGUGAACCAGUAACUGCUCCACCAGCUUCCAAGAAUGUGUCUGAAAAUCCUCCAACUCAAGAUUAUGAAAAUCUUGAUAAAUUUUGAGCAUAACACAUCUUUGUUAAUUUUUACUUAACUAUUAUUAUUAUCAUUAUUAUUAUUAUUAUUAUUAUUAUUAUUAUUAUUAUUAUUAUUAUUAUUAUUAUCUCUUGAUAUUUUUUCUUUUGCUCUUUCUUUCUUUUGUCUGCCUUUUCCCUACUCCCUACCCUCAUACAUUAACAGCAUCAUCAUCAUUAUCAUCAUCACUACUGUUAAAGAUGGUCAAUGGCAGAAUCAGAAGAACACAAGGCAAAAUGCUGUGGAGUAUCUUUUUUUUUUUAUUUAUUUAGUAAUAUUCGUUUUUUGUUCUGAGUUCAAAUCAUGCCAGGAUC
Messenger RNA from Octopus sinensis (East Asian common octopus), 1288 nucleotides. Its product is annotated as protein FAM177B. Lineage: Eukaryota; Metazoa; Mollusca; Cephalopoda; Octopoda; Octopodidae. The transcript is spliced from 6 exons. The record is from RefSeq and is a predicted model, not a curated record. Bases 468 to 962 code for a protein of 164 amino acids.